UGCCUUGUUUACUGGUGCCUGGUAAGAUGUAACAUGCUACAACCACCAGUAGGUGGAGUUGGCGCGCCUACAAGCUGUUUGGCAGCCAAUAUUAAAUGACAAAAAUAGAAAAAGAGAGUGCGACUCGUCAGGUCCUCGGACAAAUUAUCGAGCAGGCUUUCAGUACUCACGCCGAGGGGUCCGGUACACCUGAGGACCGUUUCCGUAACAAUACCCCUACAUGCAGAAAAGUGCCUGGGCACUGACAGGGGGGUUCGGCUGGGCCGGGAGAGGGUGUGUGGAGCAAACCGGUCAUCGCGGUUGACAGAUGCCCCCAGAAAGCCACUAACAGGAUGACGCCUGCGCUGCGAGGGCCGCGGGCAGGUCCUGUUCUGGACCAGUUUACGCCUCCACACGCAUCCUGGAAUUCAUCAGGAGCGUUUCAGCCGCCGCUCACGGUCCCCCGAAUGAUGCGAGGUCAGCCUGCGCCCGCGAUCUCCACCUGAGCCGGAGGAGCCCCCUCCUCUCCGCUGCCACCUCCCCGCGCCCUGCUGGAUUUACUUUGACGUUCACAUUUUGGGAGACUGUCCUUCGCGAUGCUUUGGGGGUUUGGACUCGUGCUGCUGCUGCUCGUCCUCGCUCCGCAGGCUGCUGUGAUUAAAGAGGGUGACGGCAGCAUGGACUCAGGGGUGAAGAUGGAGCCCGUCGGCGCGGUGCGACUGGCGGAGCUGCUCAAGAUGUCCGCCCUCGCCAAAGGUUCGGGGUUUGAACGCCGAUCCAAGAGGUCGGUGUUUUUACACUCCGGCGUGAGAAUCUGCCCCCAGGAGACCAUCAGUGAGGUGAUCGCCAGCCACCGGGCGUACUACCAGCUCAGAGUUUGGCAGGAGGCUGUAUGGGAGGCGUUCAGGAUCUUCUUCGACAGGAUCCCGGGGACGGCCGAGUACCAGCGAUGGGUUCACACGUGCCAGCACGAGUCGCUCUGCAUCUCUGACCUCGCCAAGAACUUCAGCAGCUCUGAGGAGCACAUGAGCAUGAUUGAGCGGAGGAUGAACCGGCUGAGAGAUCGGCGGCCUCCGUCACGCGAUGCUGCGACGCCGACGCUCCCGGAGAUAACAGGUCCUGAGGCUCAGACCGACACCCCGUCAGCGCCCCCGGUGCUCGUCACCAGCACUGCCGUCCUCUUCAGCUCCACGAGUGCCUCUCCAAGCCCCGCCCCCAUUGUGACCCACCCUGCCAAGGAGCUUGAAGAGGACUCGGAGCUUCCUAACGUGGUCCCUGAGAAUCCGGUGGAGCAGAUCGUGGAGUUCAGCAUCAACCUGGUGGAUCCGGGUUACAGAGAGCUGCUGGACGACCCAGAUUCCCCCCAGUACAUCGACCUGGCACAGCACCUGCAGGACCAGAUGCAGCAUGUUUUUGAUAAACUUCCAGGAUUUAGAUCCAUCCACGUUCUGGGAAUCAGCGAGACCCAGGACACUGACGGGCCUGGAGGAAUCUCGGUGCACUACUCUCUGGUCUUUGAGAUCAGCUCCCCUCAGAUCAACUCUGAGAUCUCAGAGAUGGAGACGGGCACGUCCGAGUCUCCAGCCGACUCUGGACUCAGGGAAAUGGUGACCAAGGCUCUGCGUGAGGAGGCCUCCCUUCCAGUCGACCUGGACUCCCUUAACUUUGAACCAGAAAAGAUCCUCCUACCAGCACUGACAGCCACCGCUUCAGAAGUAAUGAAGGAGCCCGAUUCACACAACGAGCUGGAAGUUUCCACUGUGGAGCCAGAGGUGGAUAAACCCUGGCCGGCGGUGUCCCUCACCCCCAUGGAGAAGGAAAAUGCCCUGGUGAUCCUUCUGGAUCCCACGGCCGUCCCACGCGAUGAGGCGACAGCGGCGACGGGUGGGGUGGCGGAGAGCAGCGAUCAUCUCCCGGGCUCAGAGGACGUUACCGAUGAGUCAGAGACAAUUUAUGCGAGCGAACCUGAGCCAUCAGAUGAAGAGGGGGAGGAAGAGGAAUUACCGAUCAUUACACAUGAGAUUGAAACCAUUCAUCAUGAUGAGACCGGCGAACUUGUGCGAGGCUUCAUCCCCACCCCUCCUGUGCUUCCUGAGCUGGAGACAAAUGCUCCAUAUGUCAGUGCGUCUCCCAACCUGAUACCAGAGGGAGACCUGAGUCCUGUCGGUGAGGACAGAGAAGCUCCAAGACUGGAGAUCACCCCCACCACUAAAAUUAUAUUCACUACAGUUCCUGCUGCAGAACAGGCAUCUGAUGUUAGACUUCCCAUCACCACACUCUCUGCCAUCACAGCCCAGCCACCCACAGAACCGACAGUGACGCUUCACGAAGACGAAGAGCAAAACGCUCUCCCAGGUGAAGAGGAGGCACAUUUGGGAGCGUCUGAAGCCCAUGAUGCUGGUGAUGUUUCAGAGUUGGAAACUGAAGAGGAGCUCGAGGUACCAGGAGGAGGGCUGGCAGUCCAACCUGAUGAAGAGGUGCGCAAGGUUUUGCAGCCAACCCUUGAACAAAGUGAAGUUUCUGAACCAGAGGUGGAAACUUUUGAUAUUUCAGAGCCAGACCAAGAAUUGGCUGAAGUUUCAGAGACAGCCGAAGAACCAGCUGAAGCGUCUAAACCAACAGUAGUAGCUGAAAUUUCCAGUGUAGAUGUAGCUGAAGUUCCAGAACCAGAUACAGAAGGAGCUACAGGUUCAGAGCCCCAUGAGGUAGUACCUGAAGCUGAAGUCUCAGAAUCAGAUGAAGAAGUAGUUGAAGUUUCCAAACCAGAAAGAGAAGUGCCUGAAGUUUCAGAGCCAGUUAUAGAAGUAACUGAGGUUUCUGAAAUAGAUAAUGAAGUGCCUGAAGUUUCAGAGCCAGCCAAAGAGGUAACUGAAGCCUCAGAGCCGGGUCACGAAGUAGCUGAAGCUCCAAAACCAGACAAAGAAGUGCCUGAAGUCUCAGAGACGGCUCAGAAAAUACCUGUAGAGUCAGUGGAAGAGUCUGUGGUAGAAUCUCAAGAAGUUGUUGCAGUUUCAGAGUCAGAAGAAGUUGUAGUUAAACCUCUGGGAAUGGAGGAGAAAGAGCCUGAGGUUUCAGAGCCAGCUGAGGUUUCAGAGCCCAAGGCAGAACCAGACGAUAGCAGAGUUGGGAAGCAGACAGAAGAAGCAGCGGAUGAACAAUCCAGUGUCUCACAACCAGAAGAGGAAAAAGCAGAAAUUACAGAGGGGGUUCCAAAAAUGGAUGAAGGUGUAGUUCCAACUCUGGAGCCUGAGACAAAUGUGGUGGAGGUUACAGAACAAGAGUCACAACUCAUUGGUGUAGAUGAAGUGUCAGAAGUAAAAGAAGAGGUGGUGGAAGCAGCAGGUUCAGAAGAAUCGGUACCAAAGGUUUCUGAAGCAGAAGUAGUCGAGGAAAAAGCAGCUGAUGAUGUGAAACCAGCAGAAGAAGAGGAGGUUUCUGAGGGUCCAGCAGACGUAGAAAUAAAGGAGGAAGUAGAGGAGGUUUUACAGGAAGAGGUUGUUAUACCUCCAGGACCAGGUGAAGGUGGGCUUGAAUUUUUGGAACCAAAGCCAGAAACAGAAUCUGCACCAAAAGAGGAAAGUCGUGUGACAGAAGUGACAGAAACGGAGCCAGAAGUGGUACCAGAACCAAGUGAGAAAGUGGUAGAGGUGGAAAACGUACCCUCUGAACCAGGAUUUGGGAAAGAAUCGGAAGUACUGGAUGUAAAAGUCUUGUUACCGGAGGUAGAAGUCGUUGAGGAUGAAAAACCAGCAGAACCACGUCCUCCUUUAGAAGCUGGAGACGUGGUGGGACAAGAGAAGAUAGCUGAAAGUCCCAAACCAGAAGAAGCUUCUGAACCAGUCAAAGGCACAGCUGACAUUUUACCACCAGUGGAAAAGCUACCUGAAGUUUCAGAGUCAGGAUCUAAAGAAGAGGCUGUAGAGGAAGUCCAAGGAUCAGAAGGGGAGGGUCUUGAUGAGGGAGUCGUAGAGAUCUUAGAGCCAGAACCUAAGAAAGAUGUUACUGAGCCGCCUGCCGAAUCGAUUAAAAUCCUUCACCCCUUGGAUGGUACCGACAACCUUCCUUUUGGAGAGGAAGCUAUUCAGAUCAUUGAAGAUAACAAGCUCCUUCAUCCUGUCAGACCUGACCAUCAUCACCCAUCAGAGGAGCAUAAUUUACCCGUCAUACCCAUCCAGCCUUCCAGGGAAGAUGCAGGCGAACCUGACCGUGAACAUCCCAUCAUCGAUCAUUUUUACACCGAGCAGGAUGUGGACGCUCAGGUGGAGAGUGAUGCUGAUGCCGUCGUGACAACGGAAACGACAAAAAGCGAUCUGCACUUUGAAACAGCCUCUGAUAUCGCAGAGGCGACAGCUGCAGACACGACAGGCCCAACAGAGGCCUCAGAAGUCAGUGAAGAGUUGCCAGAGGAGACACAGAAAAGUGAUUUAUCCCCAGAAACAGGCGUCAGUGUGACGGCACCACCAGUUUCAGAGUCGUUGCCUACUCCUCCCCCGGCUUCUCUCCAUGUUUCUGAAGCGUUUUCACCCGUCCCAACAGUUGACUCUGGGCUGUUUGAGGUUGCAGAGGACUCUGCAGUCCCCUCUGUUACUGAGCCUUCUGAGGGUGAUGGCACUGAGCCGGAGGUCGAGUCAGAGCAAAGCGAGCCAGCUGUCGUCAUUAUCGACGAGGACUUGGGGGGUGACGAGAAACAAAAAGGUGAAAGCCAUACCAGCCCGCCGGCUGCUACCGAAGACGUCGUGGGAGAAGCUGUGCAGGACCUGGCUGUGGAGUUGGACCAAACCAGCAUACAAGCCACAGAACCAAACGAGCUUCUGGAAGAGGGGAGCGGCUUCCUGUCUGUGGGGGAGGAGCACGGCGCUGUCGGCACCACGGCUGCGCCGCCGCUGAGAUACCUGACCACGCCCAGCACGACCACGGCCAGCCACGGCCGGGAGCUGGUGGUGUUCUUCAGCCUGCGCGUUACCAACAUGGACUUCUCUGAGGACCUCUUCAACAAGACCUCCCCUGAGUACAGAUCCCUGGAGAACACCUUCUUAGACGUGCUGCUGCCGUUCCUGCAGGCCAACCUGACGGGCUUCAAGAAACUAGAGAUCCUCAACUUCAGGAAGGGCAGCGUGGUCGUCAACAGCAAGAUGAAGUUCGCCAAGUCGGUGCCGUACAACAUCACCGAGGCGGUGCACUGCAUCCUGGAGGAGUUCUGCACCUCUGCCGCCAAGAAGCUGCACAUCCAGAUCGACGCCCACUCGCUGGACAUCGAACCAGCCGAUCAGGCCGAUCCCUGCAAGUUCCAGGCCUGCGGUGAGUUUUCCCGCUGUGUGGUGAACGCCUGGUCGAAGGAGGCUCAGUGUCGGUGCGAGCCGGGCUUCGCGUCGGUGGACGGCCUCCCCUGUCAAAGUCUUUGUGUCCUCCAGCCAAACUACUGCCAAGGAGCGGAGUGUCACAUAGUUCCCGGAUACGGAGCCAUCUGCAGACACAAAGACGGCUAUUCCCUCCCAGGCCCGUCCAGUUAAGAGAGUGUAAUGGAUCGGACAGCACCUGAGAAUACUAGCACAGACUCUUUGAAACAGGACUCGGCAGCAGGAACUCGGGACUCGUCACGGCCUCAUUCAGCCAUUCAGUUAAAAUUCAGAGCUGAGGAGGUUUCAGGACAAACUGCUGGCUUCUACACUCCUCACAGCUCUGAGCUUCAUACCAGAGGACAAUCGGCCAUCAGGGGAAACAAACGUUUAGGCUACUUUAAAAAUGUCGGACAGUUGUUGUCUGCAGCUGACGGUGACGAGGCGCUCGGGGGACGGCCGCGGCAUCGACUGGGUUGAUAUUGAUUGACCCUGGACUGCUUUUAUAUAUGUCUGCUGAGUCUCUAUGUCUGUACUGAGUAGGUUGUGUGUGAGAUGUAAGGACUUAAUCCAAUAGCUCUCUCAGAUAUUACUGCAGAAAACAGACCUCAUAUUAGAUCCUGAUCUUUGUUUCACACCAACCUCCCAAAUAAUUUUGGUCGAGAUAAAUAAUAGAGAUGUUCUUUAACUUGUUACUGUACACCUGAACCUUAUAUACGUACCUGGAAUAAAGAUGCAGUAGUAAAUAGGAAAAAGGUUCGCAGUCAUUAGAGCGGUCAUGAGCUACGAGCACUUUGACUACGUGAUUUCUGUUUUAUCCAGUUGUGAUGAAGUUAAAAUCCCCACUAUUUAUUCUUUCCCGUCCAUUAUUAGAUUUAUUGUGCUUAUCAUCAUUUCUCUCUUAAGUUUUGUGGUUUCAUCUUAAUCCCCAGGUUGGGAAUGUAGGUCUUUAAACCAUGUUAGAGACAGAUAGCUGGGGUGCAGAUCUGGAGUAUAACACUGUGGGUUAAACUUCCAUGUAGACCAACCUGGAUGUUAGCACCUGGCUCCUUUAAGGCUUCUUUUUAUCUGGACUGCUGCUCUGUGUAAAAUACCUGUGAUACUUGCAUGUUUUGUUAAGCAUGAUGAUUUAACGAACUCCACCACAGUUGCAGCGACAACUUCUAGUCUCUCGUAGCCACUUUGGGUCACGUAAUGGCUUCAAAAUUCAUGCGUGGGGUAUUUUAUGUUCUACAACAAAACAUGCACGUCUAAAAAGCUUGAGUUAACCAAACUCCUUUAAAAAGAUCCACGGACACUGAAACAAGAGAACCGGAAGUGCAGGAAUGCUAGGUUUUUUUGGAGGGGGGGUUCACGUGGCACUGUGUUUUUUGGCUGGACUGUCACGAAUUCGAACAGCACUUACUGCGUGUCUUUUUUGAAAUGUUUGUUAUUCUAGCUGCUAAUAACUGUUGUCCUCUGACAGCACAUUUAACAGUGACAUUAACAAUUCAACACACCUAAACGUAAAACAACAUAACCCAUUUAACAUAAAGCGCCCAUAAAAAUAUGCUGCUGCUGCAAGCUAGCUAACUAACAGUGGCAGCAGCAUUAAUUGGCGGUUCCUUCUUUUAUGCUAUAUAACUAACAUGGCAACCACUAAAAAAUGUCACGUUCUCAGCUUUCUGACUGUUUUAAAUGCACCAUCUCGGUAAUGGCAGUGCAUGUAGCAUGUACAUGUUAGCAUGUAGCCGCAUUUGACAAAAAAUUGCAAAAGUAAGCAAUUUGAGAUGCAGUCGACAGCCAUGCUAGCUGCUCAAAGUUAGCACUAGCACUGGGUAUCUAAAUGCUAACAUGCUCAGAGUGAGCGCUCUAUCAAAUGGAUAGCAUUAGCAUGCUAACAAAUUACAGCUGAGUUGUAAAUUAGUUUGAACAGGUGAUGGCGCUAGACUAGGAAAUGUCAGAGGAUCAAAGUUUUUAUUACUUGAUUUCGCUCAAAGCUCAUGGAUUCAUAAAGCACUAGGAUUUAUCCUUUAAAGAUCAUGAAUAUAUGUACAGAAAUUGUUAGAACAUUAGUGCCGUUAGCCCAUAGCUUUUGAGAUUUUCUGCCCUGUUCCCACCAUUAUUUCUGUAGCACUUAAGUCCUGUUAUUCAGGAGGCCAAGAGAUGCACAACACAAACCCUGAAGGUCUUUCAGGGGAUUCAUUUGACCUCAGCUACAAAAACCCAGAGUAUCACAAACUGUCAAAGCUACGACUUGCUGACCUGUGAAAUGGUCAUUUAUGUGAAGCAGUUUAGAGGCUUACAGGUAGCUGCAGUAGACACGAACUUUGCUGUACAGAGCUAGUAAGGUGACCUUAAAUUGAAGCCCUACUGGGCCAGCUAUCUGCAGCUGAACAAGCUAGCAGCUAGUUAGUGACCCUGAGGUUAGGAUUAUUUAACUUUUUCGUAGCGUGGAUGAACUUUUAGUGACUACAGUUGAACAGGUUGCCCGUGCUGAUCUACAUCAACAUAUCCGUAGUAAACUAGUUUCUGUUUCCUGAUUUUAUAACUUGUCCCAGUUUGAAUAAUGAUGUGAUUACAUACGUAAGUCUAUAUAAUGAGUUAAAUUGAUGCAAAUUUGCACCAGGCAACAUGAACUGUCCAUAUUUACGUGAGUUAAAAUAUGCCGACUUUGACGGCGUUUGAGGGCAGCUGGAUCUGUAGAGCUCAACUUCACGUUUACGUAGAGACAAGAAAAAAAGUGAAAUUAGAGCUGCCUUUGUAAAAGAAAACAGGAACAGCUAACAGUGUUAAUGUUAAUCUGAAACUAAGUUAACCCCAACCAGUGCUCAGGCCUUGUUGGGAGGUAAGCUAAUGCUAGUUAGCAUUAUGUAGAAGAAAUCCUGCUUUAUCCAACAGGAGUCUGACCAUCAGGGUCAAACUGACAUCAGUGAGACAUUAAGCCACAAAAACAGGAAAAAUGUUUUAUAUGUCUGUAAAAAAAAAUUAUAUUAUUUACUAGGAAAUUAAAUUGAAUUCAAUGUUUUUAUACCCAAAUUUAAGCCGGCACACUUCUGAGAAAUCAGAAAUUAAUCAUGCAUGAAUGCAAAUAAUAAAAUUGUGCUUUACUAGUUUUUUUUUUUUUUGUAAAACAGUAGAUUAUAUUUUAAUGUUAAACAUUUUUAAAUGAAAAAGCUUGUGCAUGCUGGUGGAUUAACCAUUACAGAAACAAAAAAAUAUUUGUAAUUACCAAACAGUUAAUUUAGGACAUCUGGUGGUCUAAGACGUGUAAGCACGGCUCAACUGGACUGUCGGAGACGGGAACGAAAGAACGGGGCUGGAGGAACGUGAGGAAAACUGUAGGGCAGAAAAGUUGUUACUGGAACUUGAUUCCAGCUGCUGGUUGGACUCUCACAUCCUGUUGGUUUCCAGUGCAAAUAUAUUCAUGUUUGACACCAUAAAACUCCUGACCCUUUUCCUCUGUACACCAGGACCGUCAGACCAAAAGAAGCUGUGUUUAUUCCACGUGGCGUUUUUCUGUGGAAGCGAACCAUCUUCCAUUAAAGUCACAGACCAGCCAGGUGCUCAUCUUACUCGCAUGGAUCAAACAAAUGCAGUCUUAUUAAUGUAAAUAUUGUAUCAAUGUUCAACACAUUUACUGAUGUUUAUUGCUGAUUUUCUGGGGGGGGAACCCCCUCCUCCCCCAGGUAUUACAAUGUGGACUUACUGAAAGUGUUCAAAGAGUUUGUGUCAGUAGAUGGAAAUACAAA
This is a messenger RNA of Archocentrus centrarchus (flier cichlid), 9046 nucleotides long. RefSeq names its product interphotoreceptor matrix proteoglycan 1-like. Bases 576 to 5489 code for a protein of 1637 amino acids. Gene Ontology annotation, biological process: visual perception. The transcript is spliced from 19 exons. The record is from RefSeq and is a predicted model, not a curated record. Lineage: Eukaryota; Metazoa; Chordata; Actinopteri; Cichliformes; Cichlidae.